UAUGUCAAUCAAAUCUUCCCGAUCUUCCUUCUUCACAUCCAGAACCUUUGAUCGAAGGAAUCCCAACCUCAUAUAUUUUAGCAAAAUUACAUGAAAUGGGAUCAAUUUAUUUUCAAGAUAAAUUUAGUGCAUACGCCGAGUUACGUAUAAAAGGAAUUGAUAAAUCAUUUUGGAUACAUAGAGAAUAUUUAGAGUUACAAUCCAUUUUCUUUAAUCAAGUUCUUGAGCAAGUUGGACAAGGUGAUAUUAUACUUAUUUCCUUACCUUCUCCUGCGACUUUUGAGCCAAUCUUGGAAUUUUUGUACACCGGUAAUGAUGAUAAAUUGUAUGAUUUAUUAGAUUUGGACAAUUACUAUGAUUUUUGGCAAAAUAUUGACUAUUUGGGAUUAGGAAAUGAUGUUAGAGCUAUCAUUUUCUCUUUUAUUCAAAAUGAAGUUGAAAUUUAA
This is a messenger RNA of Funneliformis mosseae, 446 nucleotides long. The record is from the annotation of a GenBank genome assembly. Lineage: Eukaryota; Fungi; Glomeromycota; Glomeromycetes; Glomerales; Glomeraceae.